AUGGAUUCAAUUGACUAUAAAGAAGCAAGAUUCAAAUUUUAGGGAAUUAGAAAGCACUUUUUUAAGGAUGUAACCUAUCACAUUACGGUUUUUGAUGACAUAGUAACGAUAGGAGCAACACCAGAUUGCCCCAAUCCUAAAUAUAGGAUUACACUCAAUCUUGAUACAAAAAUUAACUGGGAGAUAAACAAGAAUAGAUAAGAAUUGGAGUACUUUGAAAUCGAUUAUUAAACGGGAAAAAAAAUUUUCCACGCAUAAGCAAAGGACCUCUUAAAAUUUAAAGAAAUUCUCACAGGAAAGGUGAUGUUUGAGGGCAUCGGAGACUUAUUUAAACCCAUAUUUUAGGUCGGUAAAGGUAGUUCAGCAAAAGUGUACAGUGCAAGAAAUGUUUUAGAUAAAAGAGUUUAUGCAGUUAAGGCAAUCUAAAAGUCUUUUUUGCAGAAUUAAGAGCAUGGCGAUGGAAUGGCAUUUUAAUCUGAAGUUCAAAUCCUAAAAACAUUAUCACAAUAUGAGUAAAAUUUCUUGGUUUUGAAGGAAAUCUAUGCAGGUGACAGCACCUUUUAUUUAGUAACUUCUUAUUUGGAGGGGUUGAGUUUGACCGGAGAAUUAGAAAAAGCAAAGACCUUGCCUGAGAAACGAUUGCCAAUUCACAGUAUAAAAAUGAUAAUGUGGAAAUUGCUCACCAAUUUAAAGAUUCUCCAUUCCCAUAGAAUAAUUCAUCGAGACUUAAAACCUGAUAAUUUAAUGUUUGCUAGAAAAAACGAUUAUUCUUCGUUGAUUUUGGUAGAUUUUGGUCUUGCUACUUCAGAAUUACAAGAAAAAUAUUUAUUUCGAAAGUGUGGCACACCAGGUUAUGUAGCCCCUGAAGUAUUAAGUUCAAGAAAUGGUUAAAAGUACAAUUGUAGAGUUGAUAUCUUUUCUGCUGGCUGUAUACUCUAUAGAUUACUCACGGGACAAAGUUUGUUUCAAGGGUAGAAUUUUGAGGAAGUUUUGAGAUCAAAUCGACACUGUCAUAUGAAUUUAGAAUUGCAUUAGGAUGGGAAUUAUAUAACAGAAUAAUCAUUAGAUCUAUUAAGAAAAAUGUUGAAUAAAAAUGGAAAGAAUAGAAUCAAUGCUAUCUAAGCAUUACAGCAUCCUUUUGUUGAUUAAAAUAGUGAAUUUAGUACCUAAGCAAUAUAGAAUUCUAGCUAAUAAUUGAUAAAGAAUGUCAUUCAUCAAUUAAAUCUUGCUGAACUUGAGUCAAAAUACAACAGUCAAAUUGAAAUUGGGGAUGAAAAGAAUUCUAGAAUUAAUGAUCUAAAGAAAUAUUCUUCAAUAACUGAAGUGCAAUAUUAUUAGCUGUCACUGUCAGCCAAAAGAAGUAGUAGUUAAUUUUCUGGCACAUUCUUUUAGAAGGAACCAUUAUCCGUAAUGCAUACAUUAAAAUUAUAAUCGGAAUAACCCCUGAAGAACAGUAACUCACAACAUUCAGCUUCAUAAUUGUGA
Paramecium tetraurelia is the source of this 1485-nucleotide messenger RNA. RefSeq lists its product as uncharacterized. The record is from RefSeq and is a predicted model, not a curated record. The transcript has 9 exons. Gene Ontology annotation, biological process: protein phosphorylation; mitotic DNA damage checkpoint signaling. Gene Ontology annotation, cellular component: cytoplasm; nucleus. Gene Ontology annotation, molecular function: protein serine/threonine kinase activity; ATP binding. NCBI's taxonomy places the organism in Eukaryota, Ciliophora, Oligohymenophorea, Peniculida, Parameciidae.